AAAAAGAAAACCUAGACUAUCUCUUCAAAGGGGGGAAAAAACCUAACGCCUCUGCCUCUCUUCAUCUCUCACCGUCUCACUUGACACUCCAAGUCCCGGCCACCCAUCUCUGCUUCGUUAGUCUCAAUCCCAGCCGUUAGCUAGCUCCUCAAGAGUCACACGGUCACGCCCUCCGUUGCCGAUUUGCCGACAGUCGUUUGCCCAUCUCUGCUUCUCUAUUUUGUCAUGAUAUGGAUGAUACAGUACCCGUUUAUUGUUCCAUUCCCGUGCUCAGCACAUAGUGAAGACAUCAAACUGGCCAUCUUGGGAUUGCAGAAUUUUGAGAUCUAUUGUGUAAGGUUUCUGUGAGUAGUGAAAAAGAGCUGAACUUUAGUAAAAAAAUGGAUGGAUUUCUGGAGAAGCCUUUAGAUAAUAAGGAGCAGUCCUUGAGCCAUGACGAGCUUAUGAUGCGUCGUCUUAAAAACCGAGAACGGCAGCGCAGGUAUAGAGCUCGGAAACGUCUCCAAGCUGAUAUGAAUAAGGCACCUAACAGCGAUCCAAACCUAUAUACUCCGCCGCAACAUGCAGAAGUACCAGUAAAUGUCGCUCCCGAGGAGUAUGCAACGCCACUAAGCAUUAAAAAGGUUCCCGACUUUCCUGAAAACCAAUGCUCGCCAGUCCUCCUUGAAGUGCCAGUGACAGUCACACAGCAUUACGAAAUGCCUUUGAAUGCCAUUGCCCAGGAAUGCUCGAGACCGGUAAACGAGACUUGCCAGGUACCCGUGACCCGCGUCUACUGCUCACGGGAUUGGAAAAGAGAUGCCAGAAAGGCCCGUGCACUAAAGCAGCAAGAAGUUCGCCCCGAUGCCAUCCCUAUGCCAGAAUCAACAUCAUCCAAUGGAAGCCAAACUUCUCUACCCCAUAGCAACGAAGCAGACAUGGUACGAAACGACAGAAUCCCCCUUGAUGUCUCUGCGCAGGUUAACAAUGAAACACCAAGGUUCACCCCAAGCCGGAGACAUUGGAAAGCAGAGGCUAGAAACAAGAAAAGCUGAAAUGGUUCUCGUGAGUUGCUCUCUGGAGGGUUGACAUAUUUGCAGAAUGUCGUUUCCUUCCUGCAAAUAUGGAAAACGAAUUUAGGAGUAUCGACAUUUUGAGCACUUUUGUCUUACCCCACUCCAUCUUAGGAGGGGAGGGUCUAUAUAUUGGCUGUUGUAGCCUUUUUCAACUCUCCCACAUAUGAAUGCAUACUAAUGCGAAUAUCAAAAGAUUUGGCUCCUCUCAACUGGGACUGCAAGAUCUGUAGAAGUGCCUUGGGAAAAUGGUAUUUCUCAUUCUGUAACUCUUAAAAUAAAAUAUUGGCCCUGUUCGAUAACAUAGUUAGCUUA
Ipomoea nil (Japanese morning glory) is the source of this 1367-nucleotide messenger RNA. RefSeq lists its product as uncharacterized. Lineage: Eukaryota; Viridiplantae; Streptophyta; Magnoliopsida; Solanales; Convolvulaceae. Bases 381 to 1034 code for a protein of 217 amino acids. The transcript has 2 exons. The record is from RefSeq and is a predicted model, not a curated record.